CCGCUCUCUCUCUCUUGCUCGCUCGCUCUGUGUUCGUUCCAUCAGUUCGAUUCCGCCUUCGGUUCCGGUUCUCCAGAAGGUUGAUAUGGAGAGAACAGACUCAGAUAAGCUGCAAUCAAGUUGGUUGGAUACCCACUUUAGUUCUAUGAAGGCCACAUGGCUUUCGGAAAAUCUUCAGUAUAUGAACCGCAAUUUCAAAGAAAUUAUGAAGCUCAUAGAUGAAGGCAGUGGUUCGGCAAAUGGCGUUGACAUAUAUGAUCCGAGAAGGCCCCAGCUGAUUGCUCUAGUUGAGGAAUUUUACAAAAUGUAUCAUGCAUUAGCCGAACACUGUGAUCAGUUGGAGUUGGAAAGGCAAAAUCCAGAACCUCUGAGAUCCGGAUUAGGACAGGGCUCUCCGCAACUGACAGCUGGUACAGGUGCAUCUUUUAGCUCUGGUCACAGCAGCAUUGACAUUUCAAAGGAACGCUAUGAGUCAUCUUCAUUUUCCUCGGACUCUGAAUCAGAAUCUAUCAACUGCUCUGAGAGUACCUACAACAGCAAGGUUACACAAAUGAAUGGCAUUGGACAGCAACAGGAGAACAGUGAGCUCAGUACGGAUAUUAUAAGGAAGAUAAAAGAACACGCUAGCUACAAGGAACUGGUUGCUAGAAACAUCCGUAAUGAGGAAGAGCUAAGGCUUUUGAACCAAAAGCUCCAGCAGUCAGAAAAUGAAAUAGCCAGAUUGAAUAGCGCCCUGGAGAAGGGCCAAACAGUUUCUGGUGAUUUGCAGGUUGAACUUCAAGCUGCCCACGACGAGAUCAGAGCCAGAGAUGCCAGCAUUGAAGAUUUAUAUGCUAGAGCUUCGCAACUGGAGAACCAGAUUACUGAACUUCAAAAUCAUAUUUCAGACUCCAGCCAAAGGGCUGAAAUGUUGAUGAAAGAGCUUGAAGUAGCUCAAGAAAAGAUUCAGAAAUCAAAUGAAGAUACAGCAUUGCUAACUGCCAAGUUUGACUCAGAGAGAAGGCAGGUGUUGAAACUGCAGGAAUUGGUUUCUGGGUACAAAUCCGAUGUUUCUGAUCGUGAUCUUGUGAUCAUGGAUUUAAGAGCUGCACUAUCUGAGUCGCAGCAAAAGUUGUUCACUGAGAAAGAACAACUGCUGCUACAAAUGGCUACUUGCAAAGAAAGGCAACAAACAUUUGAGGCGGGAUUGAAGGAGUGGGAAAGUAGGUGCAAAUUGUUGGAAGAGAACUUAAGGCUCCGGGAAAAUGAAAUGAAUGCAAUGAAAGAACGGCAUGAUACUGAAAAGAACGAUAUGCAAGUUGAUAUCCAUCACUUGAAGGAAUCACUUGCUAGUAAAGAUAGCCAAGUGGAAGAGUUGAACAAAGACCUUGACAAACUCAAACUGAAAUAUGACAUGCUGGUGGCCGAGAAAGAUGGGUUGGAUGCUCAGAUUCAAAACCUGUUAGCUGAGGCAAGCGCUAAGAAUGAUCAGAUGCAGCAAAUGGAGAAGCAUAUGUGCAAUUUGCAAAAGGAACACCACGAACUAAUUGCUGGUUCUGCACGCGCACAGAAGCUUGUGGGGGAAUUGCGAUCGAGAGUGGAGCAGCUAGAGAAUGAGGUGGAUAGUCAGAAAGUAGUGAUAUCAGACGGAGCUGAGAAGAAAAGGGAGGCCAUUCGGCAGCUUUGCUUUUCAUUGGAGCAUUACAGGAGUGGAUAUCAGGAACUUCGUCAAGCUUUUCUUGGACACAAACGACAUGCGGUUCGAGCCAUAUAAGUUGAUUUGCUUCGCAUAUGCCUUAAUUAAUUUUUUAUUUCCUGUGAAAUUACAAGGUUCCUGGUAUGAUCUAUGUACGUUGUAUUCUGUUGGUGACAGUCUAUAGUUUGAACUUGAAGUCCUCUUUCUCUGUGGAAAGGUGCUAAUGCUCUGGUUUUGGUCAUAUGCAGUCCAGUAGGUAAUUUGUGGGCUGGGUUUUUUAGUAGUUGGGCUGCCAAAGAUGGGUCACCUAAUGAAAUUUGCAGCUUUAUUUCGAGAGA
Molecule: messenger RNA, 2013 nt
Organism: Syzygium oleosum
Lineage: Eukaryota; Viridiplantae; Streptophyta; Magnoliopsida; Myrtales; Myrtaceae
Product: protein NETWORKED 4B-like
Exons: 3
Coding region: 86-1753 (555 amino acids)
Cellular component (GO): vacuolar membrane
Molecular function (GO): actin binding
Source: RefSeq, a predicted model, not a curated record